Fonticula alba is the source of this 2639-nucleotide messenger RNA. Its product is annotated as dolichyl-diphosphooligosaccharide-protein glycosyltransferase. NCBI's taxonomy places the organism in Eukaryota, Rotosphaerida, Fonticulaceae. Gene Ontology annotation, biological process: post-translational protein modification. Gene Ontology annotation, molecular function: dolichyl-diphosphooligosaccharide-protein glycotransferase activity. The record is from RefSeq and is a predicted model, not a curated record. Gene Ontology annotation, cellular component: membrane. The transcript has 7 exons. Bases 34 to 2418 code for a protein of 794 amino acids.
CUCUCCUCCCCCCCUGCCCCUCCAUUUCGCCCGAUGAGCACGAGCACCAUGGAGCAGAAGCCGGCCGCCGCGGCUGCCACCCUUCCCGAUGAGGCGUCAGCCGCCCUGCAGCGCCAAAAGGAGCAGGCCCAGCGCUCGCGGCUGUUUGUCAUGCGCCUGGUUAUCCUGGGUCUCAUCUGGCUGGUGGCCUUCGGGUCACGGCUCUUCUCGGUCGUGCGCUUCGAGUCCAUCAUCCACGAGUUUGACCCGUGGUUCAACUACCGCGCCACGCGCAUGCUGGUCAACAGUUCGCUCGAUGACUUCCUCAACUGGUUCGACCACCUCGCCUGGUAUCCCCUGGGUCGAGCGGUCGGCGGCACGGUCUACCCCGGGCUGAUGCUGGUUUCGGCGUCCAUCUACCGCGUGCUCCAGGCUGUCAACAUCCCGAUGGACAUCCGCCACAUUUGCGUCUUCCUGGCGCCGGUCUUCUCCGGCGCCACGGCCGUGUCCACCUACCUCUUCACUCGCGAGCUGAAGGACGAGCGCGCCGGCCUCUUCGCGGCGGCCUUCAUCGCCCUUGCCCCGGGGUACUCCUCGCGCUCGGUGGCCGGGUCCUAUGACAACGAGGCGGUGGCCAUCUUCGCCCUGCAGUUGACCUUCUUCCUGUGGCUGCGGGCCCAGCGCACCGGGUCCACCCUGUGGAGCCUGGCCUGCGUGGCCUCCUAUUGGUUCAUGGUGGCCAGCUGGGGCGGCUACGUGUUCAUCACCAACCUCAUCCCGCUGCAUGUCCUGGCCAUGGUCCUGCUGGGGCGCUUCAACAGCCGCCUGCACACGGCCUACUCCAUCUUCUAUGUGUUUGGCACGCUGGCCUCCAUGACCGUGCCCUUCGUCAACUUCCAGCCGGUCAAGACCAGCGAGCACAUGGCUGCCCUCGGCAUGUUUGUUCUCCUGCAGGGGGUCGCCGGACUGUACACCCUGCGCCGACUCAUGUCCCCGGCGGCCUUCCGCCGGCUGCUGGUGGCCGGCGGCCUGGCGGCCCUGGUGGCCGGUGCCUCGGCCCUGUAUGUCCUCCGCGAUACGGAUCUCAUCCGUCCCUGGGCCGGGCGCUUCUACUCGCUCUGGGACACGAACUACGCCCGCGUGCACCUGCCCAUCGUGGCCUCGGUCAGCGAGCAUCAGCCCACCACCUGGACGUCCUUCUUCUUUGACCUCAACCUCAUGACCGUCUUCUUCCCGGUCGGCCUGUUCCUCUGCUUCCGGCGCUUCGGCGAUGCCCAUGUCUUUGCCAUCCUCAAUGGCCUGACGGCGGUCUACUUCAGCGCGGUCAUGGUUCGCCUGGUCUUGACCCUGGCCCCGAUUGCGUGUGUCCUGUCCGGCUAUGCCGUGUCCCACCUGCUGGACUACUACCUGGGGGGGGUUUUCGGCCCGGCCGACUCCCCGGCCGGGACCGGUCAUCCCCCGGCCGUCGGCACGCCGGUCCCGGCCGCGGCCGCGGCUGCCGAGGCGUCGGCCACACCGACGACCGAGCCCACCCCGACCAAGGCAGCCACCAUCCCGGCCGCUGCCCCGGCCGCCGGCUCGCCCCCCGGCACUCUGGGCCUGAUUGACCGCGUGUCAGUGCUUUUGCCCCUGGUCCUGGUGCUGGUGGUCCUGCACUUGCAUUGCAUUUUCGUCACCUCCACCUCGUACUCCAACCCGUCGGUCGUCCUGUCGGCCAGUCUCGGCGACAGUCGCAUGAUCAUCGACGACUUCCGCGAGUCCUACUCCUGGCUGCGUCACAACACCCCCCAGGAUGCCCGCAUCAUGAGCUGGUGGGACUACGGGUAUCAGAUCAGUGGCUUCUCCAAUCGCACCGUGCUCGUGGACAACAACACCUGGAACAAUACGCACAUCGCCACGGUCGGCAAGGCCUUCGCCAUGGACGAGGCGAACGCCUUCGAUGUCAUGGUGCAGAACGACGUGGAUUAUGUGCUGGUUGUUUUCGGCGGCCUGCUCGGGUACUCCGGCGAUGACAUCAACAAGUUCCUUUGGAUGGUCCGCAUCGCGCAGGGCGUCUACCCGGGCGAUGUCACCGAGCGGGCCUUCUUCAACUCGCGCGGCCAGUUCAAGGUUGAUGAGACCGCCUCGCCCACCAUGUACAAUUCCCUCAUGUUCAAGCUGUCCUACCAUCGCUUCUACAGCACCUCUGUGGGGAAGGAUCGCGUGCGCAUGGUGGCGCCGCAUUCCUCCAUCUCCCGCGAUACGCCCCUCGCCUCGGUGGAGGAGGUGUACACCUCAUCCAGCUGGCUGGUGCGCAUCUACCGUGUCCGCGAGCCGGAUAUCUUCGGCCGCACGGUGGAUGAGCGUUUCUCAGACUUCCUUCCCGCGCUGAAGCCUCCCCUGGCCCCGGUUGAGUCGGUUCUCCCGCGCUUGGCCCUUUCCGGCGCCGGGGAACGCUGAGCGCCCUUGCCUCGGCGCUUGCCUCGCCGCCUACAUGGCCGCGAAGCUCCCGCGCGCCUCUCCACCUCAAUUCACAGGCCAGCAGGGGGGGGGAACACUCCUCUCUUUUCCUUUCCCUCGCCCCCUCCCCCUGCCCGCACGGGCAAUUGUGCGCGCUCGCGCACGUCCGCAAUGAGCCCCCCGGGCCCGCCCUCAAUAAGACAAAUCCCCAACAGUGUUGA